Coniophora puteana RWD-64-598 SS2 is the source of this 1482-nucleotide messenger RNA. RefSeq lists its product as uncharacterized. The coding region runs from base 7 to 1266 and encodes 419 amino acids. The transcript has 4 exons. The record is from RefSeq and is a predicted model, not a curated record. NCBI's taxonomy places the organism in Eukaryota, Fungi, Basidiomycota, Agaricomycetes, Boletales, Coniophoraceae.
ACUCACAUGGGUGGCUUUCAGAAUGACUAUCCACGACAGACCGCCGACAAUCGCGAGGUCCAGUCAUGCUCGGACACUGCGACUUCUGCCGAUGAACUGUACGGCCUCACACAAACACCAUCCUUCCGCAGUCAUGGCAUCCUUGGACUGCCAGCUAGGCGGCGAAGACCAGGCCUUCAUACGAAUAUCAAGAAAGCGAGGCAGCUAGACCCGAACCAAGGUCGGUGCGCGAUCACGGGUCGGCGCACCAAUGUUGUUAGCUGCCAUAUGCUCCCAUUGAACACGGAUGACACAACACUCUCGCAACUUGAAUGGGCGUGGGGCGUAGGCUGGCGGCGUCUCGACGUCACUAGUCCGUAUAACACGCUUUUUGUUGGGGCAGAAUGGAAACCCUUCUUUGAUAGUGGUGACUGCUUCCUGAUUCCUGAGCUUCCCAUCCUCCGCGCGCUCCGGGCAUUGGCUCAGAGGCAAACGGCGAAGCGCCGUAUCAAACUGAACAAGACGCUUCGCGGUCGGACUAUUUUCAAGUACUACUUCAUCGCCAGUUCGUCAUUGGAGGAUGCGAUCAUUUCCGUUGAGUCAGCGCAUCGAACUCGUGCGGUGCAUCCCUAUCCUUUUGCUACAUUGAGCCCCAUCUUCAGUCAUGUUCGACCACAGUUCGUCAUGCGUCGGAUGCAAGACAAGUUCAAAAAAUCGCAUGGAGAACUGAGCCACGCGUUGAAGGAGGUCCUUGCUUGGCAGGAAUCACUGCUGAGCGAGAAGGCGUGGUACCAACAUACUGACACCAAAGAGCUGGCCGCCAUGACUGCAUCCCUAGGAGCUACCAUGGAUAUCGUAUCUGCGGGCUCCGCAUGGAUGAGCUGUCCAAACCCCCGUGCCUUCAAACAUCGUCUUCGGGCUUCAAGACGAUAUGAACGCGUAUGCGGCUCACUUAGUUUAGUCACGUGCUCGAGUACGGAUAACUCUGCACUCACAAACCUAUUCUCGCCCACUUUAUGGCCCGAGAAAAGGCAGAACGUGUAUAUGUGGCUUGCUCACGCCAAUCGCGAAGCGGCGGACACAGGCUGGGAAUCUGUUACCCUCAACGAUGAGCAGGUCGCCAAUUUCAAUGGAGCCGAGCCCUCCUUGACACCACUCGCAGAAGACGAAUGGCACAAUUGGCGUCCGUGGUGGUAUCGUCAGAAGGUGACGCGCAAGGACUCGAGACAGUUUUCGAGCAAUGAUUGGGCUGCUCUUGAGUUUCAUGUUUACUUGCCCGUCUACUAGGCCAACUGUGGUCCUUUUGAGCUCGUCGUUGGAGAGCAUAGUACCUAGAGCUGCUGGUGGUAUUUUUCUAUCCUAGGUGACCGGGUUUAAUUUGUGCCAAUACCAAGCACGUUUACUACAAUUUUAUGUCGCUAGAUACUCGAGCACUCUACGGGGGAGAACUAAGUGUCCUAUUACUGUAAUGCAUUGAAGCUUAUGUCUUCAGGUGUCCAAACC